AUGCCAACGAAAAAGUCCAGUAAUUCGUUUAUUAUUAUGGUCAAGAUUUCGGUGAUCAGUGACCAUCGGUCAAUGCGAGCCUUGAUUUCCGGUCAUCCAUCAACCUGGAGACCUAAGUUGUUAGCAUAUGUGAUAUACCUUCGUAUUCUGGUUCCUGACUCCACCCCAAAAAUGAUGAGCUCCGAGAAUUUACAACGUCCCUUAGGAACUUUGCAUCACCUGUGUUUUAGUGUAAGCGAUUACCAAAAGAGUACUGAAUUUUAUGAUUCCCUGCUCACCAAACUUGCUGACAUCUUUUUCCUUCGCUUUGACGAUAAACUCAUAGGCUACACGGUCUUGGUUAAAAAAGAAUUUUAUACGUCUUGGUUUAAUGCUAACGUAGGACAAAUUGCGAUCUCACCUAUCAAGCCUGAAUUCAAAGAUAAAAAGCAUGAUAAAUUUUCAAUCGGAAUUCGUUUGGCACUUAACGCAACCAGCAGAAAGGAGAUUGAUGAAUUUCACGAUUUCUUGGUUAAAAAAAAUUACAAAGUCUUGGAUGCCCCCAAGGAAUAUAAUUAUGUUCCCGGUUACUAUGCUGUCACGUGGGAAGAUCCGGAUGGUAUGGAACUCGAGUUAUGUUACGUUCCGAUCACGAAGAGCAGCGUUCUGUCGGAAGGAAAAAGGCACGACGAUUCUGUUAAGGAAGAUGAUAGAAUCGGAUGUUCUUUGACGAUAAAGUAUCAAAAAUCAAAUGCUUGUCGAGUGCUCCACAUUUCUACUUCGCAAUUGCCUAUGGAGUUGUGA
Molecule: messenger RNA, 783 nt
Organism: Acaulospora morrowiae
Lineage: Eukaryota; Fungi; Glomeromycota; Glomeromycetes; Diversisporales; Acaulosporaceae
Source: the annotation of a GenBank genome assembly